UGCUAUUUCAACCCUUAAUUAAACCACAAAUUUUUACCUUAAAAAGCUUAAACCAAAUACAAUAAUCUGGUAGUUGCUGCCAUCAGAGGUCUCAGCCGGUUGACAUUCAUUAACUUUCCAAAAAAGUUAGGUUAUACCUUAGUUUAUGUUAUUAAACACUUUAUUAGUUGCUACCCGGGUGUUAGGACAAGGCAGUCUUGUAUCAAAGCACUUCCUAUUAAUUCAGCAGCGUGCAGGUAUGUCGAAGAAAGCCCUCGUUUUCCUCGCACCUGGUGCCGAAGAAAUGGAAUUCGUCAUAGCCGUAGACGUUCUGCGCAGGGGAGGCCUUGACGUAACGGUCGCGGGGUUACCGGAUGUUUCUGCAGUCAAAUGCAGUCGCGAAGUCGUCAUCAAACCCGACGUUGCGGUUUCGGCCGCCUCUUCCAAAGGACCUUUCGAUGUUAUCGUUUUACCCGGCGGAUUGGGUGGUUCCAAAGCGAUGGCUGAUUCAAAAAUCGUCGGCGACUUGCUUAGAGAUCAAGAAAAGUCAGGCGGGUAUAUCGCGGCCAUUUGCGCAGCCCCAACUGCGUUGAAGGCUCAUGGAGUUGCGCGAGGCAAAAGUCUCACCUCAUAUCCAGCCAUGAAAGGUCAAAUGGAAGAAGACGGACUAUACGAAUACAAGGAAGAGGACGUUGUCGUCGACGGCAAGUUGAUCACGAGUCGCGGUCCGGGUACAGCUUUUAAAUUCGCGCUGACGGUGGUGGAGAACACGGUGGGCAAAGAAAAGGCUUCUGAAAUCGCCAAAGCUAUGCUGGUUUCAUACUAGGCCCCCCGAAAGUGGAUUACUCAUAUUGUAUAUUAAAUUUCGAUUGAAUUAGU
Messenger RNA from Cylas formicarius (sweet potato weevil), 858 nucleotides. Its product is annotated as protein dj-1beta. Gene Ontology annotation, cellular component: nucleus; cytosol. Bases 146 to 805 code for a protein of 219 amino acids. The record is from RefSeq and is a predicted model, not a curated record. Lineage: Eukaryota; Metazoa; Arthropoda; Insecta; Coleoptera; Brentidae. Gene Ontology annotation, biological process: protein deglycation, glyoxal removal; guanine deglycation, glyoxal removal. The transcript has 4 exons. Gene Ontology annotation, molecular function: protein deglycase activity.